AUGGUACUCAAGCAACGCACACUCACUCUAUGCCAGGUAACCUCCAACCAAAUCCGCUGCUACGAGCUCUCCCCCGGCGCCCCCGCCCAAGGAACCUACGAAGUCGCGGCCGGCUCCACCCUCGGCUUCACCGCACAAUCCUCCAUCUCGCACCCGGGCACUCUCCAAUUUUACAUGGCGAAGGUGCCUAGCGGAGAGACCGCCUCCACCUGGGACGGCAGCGGCAACGUGUGGUUCAAGAUUUUCGAACAGGGUCCCACGAUCACUGGUGGUGGUCUGACUUGGCCCAGCCAGGGGAAGAGUCAGGUCACGGUGCCGAUUCCGAAGAGCUUGCCAAGUGGGGAGUAUCUUUUCAGGGUGGAGCACAUUGCGCUGCAUAGCGCGGGGAGUGCGGGGGGUGCGCAAUUCUAUAUUAGUUGUGCGCAGGUUAAGGUUACGGGCGGUGGUAGCGGCUCGCCAGGCCCUCUCGUGUCGUUCCCGGGAGCUUACAAGGCGACUGACCCUGGAAUCAUGAUCAAUAUUUACUACCCUGUGCCCACCUCGUAUACUCCACCGGGACCCAAGGUGUGGACGGGCUAG
Messenger RNA from Didymosphaeria variabile, 579 nucleotides. RefSeq lists its product as uncharacterized. NCBI's taxonomy places the organism in Eukaryota, Fungi, Ascomycota, Dothideomycetes, Pleosporales, Didymosphaeriaceae. The coding region runs from base 1 to 579 and encodes 192 amino acids. The transcript is spliced from 2 exons. The record is from RefSeq and is a predicted model, not a curated record.